Drosophila obscura is the source of this 1841-nucleotide messenger RNA. RefSeq lists its product as uncharacterized. Bases 40 to 1794 code for a protein of 584 amino acids. The transcript has 3 exons. The record is from RefSeq and is a predicted model, not a curated record. Lineage: Eukaryota; Metazoa; Arthropoda; Insecta; Diptera; Drosophilidae.
GUGAAAAUUUGUUUUCUGAAAAAAUUGCAAUUUGUUUAAAUGUCGAGACGAUUAAAUUUGGAUCGGCGAACGCGAAAUUCGUUUCAAGUUGUGGCUUCAAGGAGCCGUGAAAGUAGCCAAGACAUUACACAUCGCAAUAAAAAUAAUCGUCUACGCACAACAAGGUCCCGUUCAAAUCAACGGAACAAUGGUGCAACAACAACUGCAAAUGAACGUCGUGAUAUUCAAAAUCUACAAGGUGUUGCGUUUGCUCACAGUAAUAUCACCAAUCACGCUUCUCAUAGGCAAAUUAAAAUUGGUCCAAUGAACGACCGUUGUCGCCAUUGUCAGGCAUUAAAAUUUAAAGGUGAAGCAGAUGGGAUGUGCUGUGCGAGUGGUAAAGUGAAAUUGCCUGAAUUAGGCAGCCCAACACAACCAUUGAGCACAUUACUUAAUGGAUUGACACCUGAGUCUAAUCAUUUUUUGAACAAUAUACGAAAGUAUAAUUCGAGUUUUCAAAUGACAUCUUUUGGCGCCACAAAUAUUAUAAGAGACAACUUCAUGCAAACAUUCAAGAUUCAAGGUCAAAUAUAUCAUCGAGCUGGCUCUUUGUUACCUUUCGACAACGCAGACCACCAAUUUUUGCAAUUAUAUUUUAUCGGGAACGCGGAAGACGAAGCUGAUCGUCGGUGUGCCAUAAUUACCAACACGCGAAGACAAAUUAUUUUCGAUUUGCAAAAUAUGUUCCAUGAGCACAACGAAUUGGUUCAGGUUUUCAAAACAUCGCUUGAUCGAAUGCCAUCUGACGAUCAUAAAAUUGUUAUUCGAGCUGAUAAAACACCGGUUGGCGAACAUGCAAGGCGUUUCAAUGAAAAAACAGUUGACGAAGUGGCAAUAGUCAUAGUUGGUGAGCAAUUUAAUAAUCGUGAUAUUGUGCUUCACCGUAGAAAUGAACAACUUGAACGUUUAUCCGAGACUCAUCGCUGUUAUGAUGCACUACAAUAUCCCAUAUUGUUUUGGAGCGGACAAGAUGGCUAUAAUUUCAACAUUAAAAUGAUAAAUCCAGUAAACGGUCGAGAAGGAACAAAGAAAGUUAGUGCUAUGAAUUAUUACGCAUACAUAUUGAGGUGUAGAGCACUUUUCCACCAGUAUAUUGUUGACAUGUAUGCAAAAAUUGAAUCGGAGCGGUUAAAUUUUCUUCGAUUCAACCAAGCCAAAUUACGUUCCGAAGAGUAUGUUCAUUUGCGUGAUGCCAUUAACAACGAUGGUAAUGCACAAAACGUUGGAACUAUGAUAAUAUUACCAUCAUCGUAUGUUGGAAGUCCACGUCAUAUGUUUGAGUACGCGCAAGAUGCGAUGUCAUACGUUCGCCGUUACGGUCGACCAGACCUCUUCAUCACCUUCGUGUGUAAUCCGCAAUGGGAAGAAAUCUUGGAAUUAUUAUUUGUUGGCCAAACAUUGAAAGAUCGCCAUGAUAUUUUAGCACAUGUUUUUAGACAAAAAUUGAAAUCACUCAUGGAUUUAAUUGUCAAACACGGUGCAUUUGGGUCUGUUCAAUGUUGGAUGUGUUCAAUUGAAUGGCAGAAACGAGGUUUGCCUCAUGCGCAUAUUUUAAUUUGGCUGAUUGAAAAAAUAAGGCCGAAUCAAAUUAACGAUGUGAUUUCGGCAGAAAUUCCAGAUCCGACAGUGGAUCCUGAAUUGUUUGAAGUGGUCACCAAAAAUAUGAUUCACGGUCCAUGUGGUGCGUUGAAUUUGAAUUCACCCUGUAUGGUUGAAGGGAAAUGCUCCAAACGUAUUCUUGGCAUGUAUUUUUAGUUUUAGAUAGACGCAUUAAUUAGGAGUUGUUUAAGGCAUGAAAAAAA